This is a messenger RNA of Colletotrichum fioriniae, 603 nucleotides long. The record is from RefSeq and is a predicted model, not a curated record. Lineage: Eukaryota; Fungi; Ascomycota; Sordariomycetes; Glomerellales; Glomerellaceae.
AUGGCCAUCGGCGGCUUCGUCAUGCAGGCCAUCCUGAUUCUUGUUGCCCCGGCCUUAUACGCAGCCUCGAUUUACAUGAUCCUCGGCCGCCUGAUUCGAACUCUCCGAGCCGACCACCUUUCCCUCUUGCCCGUGCCAUGGGUCACGAAGAUCUUCGUCACUGGAGACGUCGUCUCGUUUACAAUGCAGGCGGGAGGAGGCGGAAUCCAAGCAGCAGGAACCCUAGAGCUCUACGAUAUCGGCGAGAAGAUCAUCAUUGUUGGUCUUCUGGUUCAGAUUGUUGUCUUUGGGUUCUUUAUCGUUACGACUAUCCUAUUCCAUCAUCGAAUCAGUCGAAAGCCCACUACGAUUGCCAUAGAAGGGAUCGUUCCCUGGCGACGAUACCUCUGGGUCCUCUACAGCACCAGUCUUAUCAUCCUCGUACGAAGCGUCUUCCGAGUCAUCGAAUACCUACAAGGUAACCGCGGGUACCUUAUAUCACACGAAGCCUUUCUGUACAUUUUCGAUACCGUUCUUAUGGUCGCAGUCAUGGCGGUUUUCCUGAUUUGCGAUAGUGCCUGUAUGUUGGAAGAGCUGCCUGGAAGGCAGAAUGGCCGGAAAUAG